Messenger RNA from Drosophila grimshawi, 615 nucleotides. Its product is annotated as putative RNA polymerase II subunit B1 CTD phosphatase RPAP2 homolog. Gene Ontology annotation, cellular component: cytoplasm; nucleus. Bases 21 to 509 code for a protein of 162 amino acids. The record is from RefSeq and is a predicted model, not a curated record. Gene Ontology annotation, molecular function: RNA polymerase core enzyme binding; RNA polymerase II CTD heptapeptide repeat phosphatase activity. The transcript is spliced from 3 exons. NCBI's taxonomy places the organism in Eukaryota, Metazoa, Arthropoda, Insecta, Diptera, Drosophilidae.
GACUACGAAAACGAAAAAUAAUGAACUGCGGUAAGCUUUAUUUUAAUAGAAUUAAGGUACAUUAUAAACAGCAAGUACUCUUUGAUCAUAGAGAACAACUAAUAGCGGCUGUGCUUAAAAAGCGCGCAGCAUUCGCACGAGCUCAUCAGAUUGUUGUCGCACUUAUGGAACCACACAUAGACGAAAAGGAUUUUCUUGACAUGCUCGCUCAAAUUGGUCCAGAAAAUUACGCAGAUAUUGUUGAGGAACGACACAUUAACAAGCUAUGCGGUUAUCCACCUUGUGAUGUUGCUGUGGAAAACGUGCCGACCAAAAAGUAUCAAAUUUGUGGCAUUAAGAAUAAGGUGUAUGAUAUAACCGAACGGAAGAAGUUUUGUUCGGGCCAUUGCUUCAAAGCCUCCGAAUAUAUCAAGUCCCAAGUGCCAACUUCUCCGCUCUGGCUGCGUGACAAGGAACCCAAUCCAAACUUCAAAAUUUUGCCGCGUGAGAAUUUAAUUCGAACUGAAUAGAAAUUGUGACCCUUUCGUUUUGUCAAUGAUAUUUGUAAGUGUAUUUAUUAAACACCUAAGGGUUGUUCACUAUAGUAAAUAUAUAUUUUUGUAUGUGCGUUCAUUA